Messenger RNA from Phycodurus eques (leafy seadragon), 4884 nucleotides. RefSeq names its product thrombospondin type-1 domain-containing protein 1. The transcript is spliced from 8 exons. NCBI's taxonomy places the organism in Eukaryota, Metazoa, Chordata, Actinopteri, Syngnathiformes, Syngnathidae. Gene Ontology annotation, cellular component: cell periphery. The record is from RefSeq and is a predicted model, not a curated record. Bases 180 to 2885 code for a protein of 901 amino acids.
CUGUGUGGACGUCUCCACUCACUGAAAUAAAUGCGCAGUUUUGGAUCAUCAGUCUUAGACAAAAUGGAACGAAAACACGGAGAAAAGCAGUGGAAUGUUGCCGAAAUUAGUCUGGACGUAAGUCAACAAUGGUAGAAGAAGGCGGCCAUGAGGUGUAGGGUGAAAAACGAGACAUCGGAAUGCCACAAGCUGUCUCGCUGCUCUCUCUGUUGCUGGGGCUCAUGGGAUAUGCUUUGGCAGGGCUCAACAUCUGGCCCUCCUUCCACGUCGCCCUUAGCAACGCCAGUGUGUUCGUGGACUUCAGCACGAAAAGCAACAGCAGCCUCAUCCGCCACCUGAGCCUCUCUCUGAUUGACAUGGACACAAACGCCACCCUCCAGACCAGGACUCUAUCCAACAACCAGUCUGCUGGUCGAGUGGAGUUCAGCUGCACCUGUUUCCUGUAUGCUGGAACUUUCCGCUUCCUACUGAGGCAGACCAGCACCGCGGAGGAGUCCUACUCAAAUGGGACGGGGCGUUCGGAGAGUAACGCGUGGUGGAGUUCAGAACUGAGGGUGCAGUGGCCCACAUUUCACAUUGCGGUCGAGAGGGUCGUAAACCACUCGGGAGCUUUUCAGAUUGGAAUAUCCACCAACGAACACUUCCAGCCUUGCUCCAGCAUCCUCGACCCUGCUCUCCUGCUCGAAGUCAGCUACAUGGAGUACAACCAGAUCGGACGAAAAGGCAUCAACAAGGUGCAAGCCCGCACGUAUCAUCCAAUCCGUCCUCUCCGUUCCCAGAUGAUCAAGCGUCCCUGUGCCUUCCCUUUCACGGAGAGGGACUUCAUACAAGUGUCCCUCCGCUCCCCUCAUUCAGCACAGGAGGUGAAAAGCUCCGGUCCUCUCUACCUUUCCCACAUCUUCUCCUAUAAGCUGCUAGUGGAAAACGCCAAUAUCUAUAGGAGUGGGUGUGAAGGGACUGUGACUGUGAAGCUAGUAACUCCACCUUGUGCUCACAUUGAUGGGAAAGUACUAUUGUUUAAAGACAGCGUUGUUGGAAGAGGGCUAGCUCUCUCCUCUGGGACGGGAGCAGAAGCAGUGAUGGGUUUCGGGCAAGAGGAUGCGUCCUCUCCUCCGUUGGCUUUUAACUGGCUCACUCAGGGAGAGAAUGAGACAGAAUUCAACUGCUCUGUUUUUUACCCGGGAAGGAGUAAGUACUGCUUCCGAUUUGUGUUUAACUACAGCCGCUCGCCGAGUCCGGCUCAGACCUGCCUGGUGGUGCACAGGAGCGAAGAAUCUUGGGGGCCCUGGAAGCAGUGGAGUGUGUGCAGUGUGAGCUGUGGCGAGGGAGUCAGGGAACGCGUGCGGGAGUGUUUGCUGCCCUCUGGUGUAGACGGGAAGCAGUGCACUGGAAUGGAGAAGAAACAGUCCUUCUGCUCCCUGGAAGACUGUGCAGCAUUGCCGGCUCCAUCGCCAUCUCUUCCCCCCGUACUGGCUGGAGUCGUCCCCAUAGGUGGCAACAUGGUGGUGGUUGCCGGCAUCUCCCUCUGCCUUGCUGUCAUUCUGGCCACAGUCGUGAUCACCGUGUGGCGAAAGCUCUGCCACACCCCUCAGUGCAGCUCAGUCCGCAGAGGCUCCGUGCAUUCCCCCGGCGGAAGCAAACUCUCCGACGAGGCCUCCAUUUGCGGCAACAGUCUUCAGAGGCCGGGCCUCAUGAGCGUUGGUUCGACCCAAAUCCAGAGGCCUCCGCUGGGCAGUUCGCCUCUCUCACAGGAUCCGGAGAGGCUAUCGCCCACUGGUUUGAAGUUGCUGCCUCCCAUUUUUGGGUACCGUUUAGCUCAGCUGCAAUUAAAAGAAAUGAAGAAGAAGGGCUUGAAGGAGGCUACACAACUCUACCACGUCUCCUCAAGCCCGGUUCACGAUACCUCGGUAGAGACCCCCGCUUCACCAACCAACCCCCACAUUCCGUCACCCAUUGCGUCCUCCUUUUCUGAGCUACCAUCGCAGCCUUCCAGGAUCACACCGGACCGACUAAAUCCCAGAGUGGAUCUUGUAUUGGGUCCUCAUGUUUCAGGUCAUGGAAGUGGGGGCAGCUCCAAGUGGCGCGACCGCACUGCCGAUUGGGUAGAGAUGGUAGAGAGGAGCGGCAUAGCAGGUGUCGCAGAGAGACCGCGAGGAAACGUGUAUCACAAGAAUCCACAUUUCCGCAGGACCUCCAGUUUCACUGACACAAAACCUCAGCUUUCAUCUUCAGGACACUUCCGGGACAGAAGCAUGACUCAGGUGGGAUCUCGGACCCUUCCUGAAGGAAACUCGUGGACCAAAGAUAGAAGAGAGAGGCCUCAAUUUAGCUCCUACCCCAUUCCAGAGCAUGACACCCCAAAGUUGACCCAAUGUAGAGGCCAGAGUAGCAACCAGAGGAAUCCCUGCAUACAAAAUUCCAUUCCUUCUCUUAGUAAUGAAGUUAAACACACAGGAACCAACACCUCGCAGAAACAUGUGGACCACAGUGGUGCAGGGGAGAGACAGGUGAGUGGCGAGGUGGGAAACAGAGCUCGUGAGGGACUCUCAGGGAUCGGCGGUCCAGUCACAAGUCCUAACCGUCAGCACGGAGUGAACCUCAGUGUGGAACGGGCUGAGCAGAACUGGAACCGCCGCGGUCCAUCACCGAUCCAAAGGAAUAUGCUGGCGCGAAAACUAAAGGAGGCUCAGUCCGGCUCCAGCGUCAGAGGACGUCAGCGCAGCUCCACCUUCAGUGUGUCAUCAUCGGACCACAGGAAAGACCAGGGCCGCCCAAGACCUGGGUCUGGAUGCUACAUCGGCACUGAAAGCUUUGCUUAUACCCUGAGUGAGGCGGAGCAAAGGAUGCUGGACCUUUCACCAGUCUACACAGAAGAGACGAAUUAGGUCACAAAGAGGAAUUGUCUCCAAUAUUUGUAGCGGUAAUUAUUUUUUCUCAGAAGAAUUUUACAGGAAUGCGAUUGGCUGGAGACCGGUUCAGAGGGUGUACCCCGCCUGUACCCCGAUAGCUGGGAUAGUCUCCAGCAGCCUGCGACCCUAGUGAGAAUAAGUGGUAAAGAAAAUGGAUGGACAUUUUACAGGAUUUUAAUAGUACACGUUUGUAGAUUAGUCAUUUGAUCGUUCUGGUAUAUUGCCUAAUUUUUCCAUCCGUCCAUUGUUUUACGCUUAUCCGAGGUUGGGUCGCGGGGGCAGUAACUUCAGCAGGGAAGCCCAGACUUCCCUCUCCACAGCCACUUCCUCCAGCUCUUCCGAGGGGAUCCCGAGGCGUUCCCAGGCAAGCCGAGAGACGUAGUCUCUCCAGCAUCUCCUGGGGCGUCCCCGGGGUCUCCUCCUGGUGGGACGUGCUCGGAACACCUCACCAGGGAGGCGUCUGGGAGGCAUCUUAAACAGAUGCCUGAGCCACCUCUUCUGGCUACUCUCAAUGCGGAGGAGCAGCGGCUCUACCCUGAGCCCCUCCUGAAUGACCGAGCUUCUCGCUCUAAGGGAGAGCCCUGACACCCUGCGGAGGAAACUCAUUUCAUAUCCGGGAUCUUGUUCUUUUGGUCACGGCCUACAGCUUAUGACCAUAGGUGAGGGUAUGAACGUAGAUCGACCGGUAAAUUGAGAGCUUCGCCUUUCGGCUUAGCUCCUUCUUUUCCACAACGGACCGAUACAAAGUCCGCAUCAAUGCAGACGCUGCACCGAUCCGACUGUCGAUCUCGUGUUCCAUUCUUCCCUCACUCGUGAACAAGACCCCAAGAUACCACUAGGGAAGGAUCUCAUCCCCGACCUGGAGAGGGCACUCCACUCUUUUCCGACUGAGGACCAUGGUCUCAGAUUUAGAGGUGCUGAUUCUCAUCCCAGCCGCUUCACACUCUGUUGCGAACUGCUCCAAUGAGAGUUGGAGAUCACGGCUUGAUGAAGCCAACAGAACCACAUCAUCUGCAAAAAACAAAGAUGCAAUACUGAGGCCACCAAACUGGACACCCUCUACGCCUCGGCUGCGUCUAUAAAUUCUGUCCAGAGAAGUUAUGAACAGAAUUGGUGACAAAGGGCAGCCUUGGCGGAGUCCAACCCUCACUGUAAACGAGUCCGACUUACUGCCGGCAAUGUGGACCAAACUCUGACACCGGUCGUACAGGGACCGAACAGCCCGUAUCAGGGGGUUCCGUAUCGCAUACUCCCGAAGCACCCCCCACAGGACUCCACGAGGGACACGGUCAAACGACUUCUCCAAGUCCACAAAACACAUGUAGACUGGUUGGACGAAAACCACACUGCUCCUCCUGAAUCUGGGAUUCAACUUCCCGACGGACCCUCCUCUCCAGCACCCCUGAAUAGACCUUACCACGGAGGCUGAGGAGUGUGAUCCCCCUGUAGUUGGAACAAACCCUCCGGUCCCCCUUCUUAAAAAGGGGGACCACCACCCCAGUAUGCCAAUCCAGAGGCACUGUCCCCGAAGUCCACGCGAUGUUGCAGAGGCGUGUCAACCAGGACAGCCCCACAACAUCCAGCGUAUUUAGGAACUCCGGGCGAAUCUCAUCCACCCCCGGGGCCUUGCCACCGAGGAGCUUUUUAACCAUGUCAGUGACCUCAACCCCAGAGAUAGGAGAGCCCGCAUCAGAGAACCCAGACCCUGCUUCCUCAUGGGAAGGCAUGUCGGUGGAAUUGAGGAUGUCUUCGAACUAUUCUCCCCACCGACUCACAAUGUCCCGAGUUGAGGUCAGCAGCGCCCCCAUCCCCACAAUACAGAGUGUUGAUGGUGCACCGCUUCCCCCUCCUGAGAUGCCAGAUGGUGGACCAGAAUUUCCUCGAAGCCAUCUGGAAGUCGUUCUCCAUGGUCUCACCGUACUCCUUCCAGGCCCGAGUUUUUGCCUCAGCGACCACCAAAGCUGCAUUCCGCUUG